AUGAAUAGCAAAAAAAAAAUCAGAAUCAAAUUAAUCAUUUAUAAGCAAAUAUUUCAAAUCCCUCCAUUUUCACCAACAAUAAAGGAAAAAAUAAUAAAUAUUUUCUUUAUCCAACAGUUAAGAAGCAUAAGGCACGGGCUUGAGCUCAAGUGUGCCACCUACACCUCAAUACAUAUGACUCAAUAUGGGGAGGAUAGGUUUCACGCCCCUCAGGGCCAAGAGAUUAGAGAGGUAUGGGCUGGAAAGAGGGGGGUGGGGGUGGAUUACCCAAUAAAGGGAGAGAAAAAAAGGAAGCAGAGUAGGUUCAUUUUCAAAAGGAUGCCUGGAGUAAAAUUCAAUUCAGUUCCAUCCAAGUAG
Messenger RNA from Ilex paraguariensis (yerba mate), 357 nucleotides. The record is from the annotation of a GenBank genome assembly. Lineage: Eukaryota; Viridiplantae; Streptophyta; Magnoliopsida; Aquifoliales; Aquifoliaceae.